AUGGCUUCCCAUAGUCUUCUAGUUCUCACUCUCUACCUCUUAUCCUUGUCUUAUCAAUUUCAUGUCAUAAAAUCCGACGAGGCUUUGAUCCAAAACCUAUGCCACAAAACAGAAGAACCAGUCCUUUGCACGGAUUGCCUUCAUCGUGAUCCGACUAGCAAGACUGCAGAUGGUAGGGGAAUAGCACUGAUAACGGUGUACUGUGCAGAAUACGAUGCACAACUCGUAUAUAAUUUCACAUUCAACCUCUGGCAGAACACUCCCAAAUCAGAUCCAAUGUACGACACCCUUGACACAUGUUCAAUCCAGUUUCUCAUGGCACAUGAUAAUUUUCGAGGUGCCACAGUUGCCAUUCGAGAGGGGAAUAUUAAUUGGCGUAGUAUUGCCAUGGAUCAAUUAACUUCUCAAGUUAGUCCUUUCGUGAACCGCUGCUUGGACCUCUUCAAAAAGAGUCCUAAGCUUCCAUUGCCGAGCCAGAUCUUGGCUGGGACUAUUGCUGUCAACCAAGGCAUUGCAAUUAGCAUGGGUGUUUUGAAGAGUAUUUCUGAUAAAUAA
This is a messenger RNA of Dovyalis caffra, 555 nucleotides long. NCBI's taxonomy places the organism in Eukaryota, Viridiplantae, Streptophyta, Magnoliopsida, Malpighiales, Salicaceae. The record is from the annotation of a GenBank genome assembly.